AUGGCUUCUCCUCUCGUCCUCUAUGCCCUGGCGGCCCUGUUUCUCUACGCCGUGUGCCGUGUAGCUGUCAAAUGGUUCCGUCUCCGACACAUCCCCGGUCCCCGGUACCACGGUAUCUCACUCCUUCCUCUGGUGUACAAGUGCUGGCGGGGAAGACUGCACGAGGAUCUGAGGAAGCUGUUCGACACCUAUGGGCCGAUCGUCCGCAUCGGGCCCAACGAGAUCGUGUGCAACGACGUGCCGACCAUGCACCGGAUCCUAGGCUCCAAAUCCCCAUACAACAAGGCGCAGUGGUUCGUCAUCGCCCGGCUGAACGGAGACGGCGACACGGUGCAGUCCAUGUUCGACAAGGAGCAGCGGUCGACGCGCAUGGCGCAGGUCCUGCCGGGAUACGCCGGAAAAGACGGCCAGAGCUUCGAGGGCUGCAUCGACAGGGCCAUCGCGUCGCUCGUGCAUCUCAUCGACACCAAAUACAUCUCGACCGGCACCGAGUUCCGGCCGUUGGAUCUGGCCUCGCGCUUUGGCUUCUUCUCCAUGGACAUGGUCGGCGAGGUCGCCGUGGGCCAGCAGUUUGGCUUCAUGGCCGAGGACCGCGACUGGAGCAACAUCCUGCACACGUACGACAUGAUGCUGCCCAUCAUCCAGAUCCUGGGCAACUACCCCUGGCUGGCCAAGAUGACGUACCGCUGGCCCAUCAGCCUGCUUCUCCCAAAGGAGGGCGACGGGACCGGGUUCGGAGCUGCAACGAGCGUCUACAUGCGCGUCAUCGACUCGCGCCUCUCCCAGCAAGCCCCGAGCCCCAAAGAUACCAAACCCAAGCACGACAUGCUCCAGUCGUUCAUCGCGCACGGCCUCGGCCGCGAAGAGCUAAAGCACGAGAUGUCUCUCGUGUUCCUCGCCGGCUCCGACACGACGGCCAACGCGCUGCGCGCGGCCUUUCUGUGCCUGCUCAGCAACCCGGCGGCGCUCGCGAGACUGCGCGCCGAGGUUGACGGCAACGCCGGCGCCGGCACCAGCGCCCACGUCAACACCCUCCCGUACCUGAACGCCGCCGUCCACGAGGCGCUGCGCGUGUACCCCAGCGUCAGCUCGUCGCUGUUCCACAAGGAGGUGCCGGCGCGCGGCGACACGCUGGCGGGUCGGUUCGUGCCAGGCGGCACGAGCGUCGGCACGGGCGGCGCCGUGUUCGCCGUGUGCCGGUCGCGGGCCAUCUGGGGCGACGACGCCGACGUGUUCCGGCCCGAGCGGUGGCUCGAGGCCGACGAGGGGGAGCUAGCCGAGAUGGAGGCCGCGUGGGGCCUCGUCUUCAGCGUCGGCCAGUUCCGCUGCCUCGGCAAGCAGCUGGCCCUGCUCGCGCUGCGCAAGGUUGUCUACGAGCUGGUGAGGCGGUACGACUUCCAGGCGGUGGACCCGGCGCGGCCGGCCAGCUUCUUCAGCGCCAUCGUCUGGGUCUGGCAGCGGUUCGAAGUCAGGGUGACGAGGAGGGAGGGGCAGCGCAGCAGUAGCACGGCCAUGGCAGGGCUUUGA
Messenger RNA from Lasiosphaeria miniovina, 1527 nucleotides. RefSeq names its product cytochrome P450. The transcript has 2 exons. The coding region runs from base 1 to 1527 and encodes 508 amino acids. NCBI's taxonomy places the organism in Eukaryota, Fungi, Ascomycota, Sordariomycetes, Sordariales, Lasiosphaeriaceae. The record is from RefSeq and is a predicted model, not a curated record. Gene Ontology annotation, molecular function: monooxygenase activity; oxidoreductase activity, acting on paired donors, with incorporation or reduction of molecular oxygen; heme binding.